CCAGUCAUGUAGAGGCAGUAAGUGGUCAACAGCAACAUGUCUGACCUGUGGCUGAAGCUCCUGCCAGCCCAGCACGAGUGAAUUAAGCCCCAAAAAACCCUCAACAAACCCUAGUCCCGCCAUGACAUAGUGCCCGGAAGCUGAACGGGACAUUUUGAAGCCCUACCUUUUUUUUUAGGCCUAAGUUCGAGUGAGAAAUGGAAAGCCUAACCUUCACUGACAACGAGACGAAAUAUUAUGGGGAUUUAUUUAGUCAUCUGGACUGUGAAGGCUCGGGGGUCAUUCCUAUCAACCAAGUCCACGAGUUCCUAAGGGCUUCCAAGCUGUCCCCGGAAGUGCUUGCCCAGAUUGGCCAGCUGUGUGGGGGAGUGGGCCAGGGUUGGUACGGGAGACGGGAGUUGUUUGUGGCCCUCAAGUUCGUGGCAGCGGCCCAGCGAGGACUGCCAGUGAGGGCCGAGUCUCUCUUCCUGGGUGUUGACUUGCCCCUGCCUCGCCUGCACACUAAUAACAACACUCACUAUGAGAACAAUGUUGCCUUCACCAACAAGGACAACUGCACCUCGAGUCCUGACCUAAUCCAACUCAGCGAUUCAGAUUGUAACACUUCGCAGCAGAUGGUUGAUGGUGGGUACCGGAUGAUGGAGAGUGAAGAUGGGGAGGGCGGGGAUGAGAGGAUGAGUGACCCCUCUGGCAGGAUGGUCUCUCACUCCACCUCUGUGUCCUCACCUGCCUCAGACUCACCCACACCCACCAACAGUGUGCACGAAAAGACCUGGAACCAGACGCACACACACUGGCAUGGAUUGAUAAACGAUGAGCACCGUCAACUACUGGGAACAGAGGAGGACUCAUCCGAGGGGCGUUCAUCAGGGGAGGAGGAGUACAAUGUGUGGAGCAUCACCGAGGAACAGCGUCACUAUUACACGGAACAGUUUCGCUCCAUGCAGCCGGACCUCACUGCUCUCCUGUCCGGCAGUGUGGCCAAGGAGUUCUUUGAGAAGUCUAAACUGCCGGUGAAUGAGCUGAGUAAGAUCUGGCAACUUUCUGACGUGACGCGGGAUGGCUCUCUGUCACUGCAGGAGUUCUUCACCGCCAUGCAUCUCGUGGUACUGCGACGGAACAACAUUGAGCUGCCCGAGACACUGCCACCCUCACUCUACCCUGAGCUGCUGAGGAAAAGCAGCAGCAGCGGUGUGGAGGGCGGCAACUCUGGCGCCUCCGGGAACUCCUCUGUGGGGCCUGGAGGGGGAGCAGUGACGGAGGGGGAGGCGGGGGGGACCAAAGCAACCCCAGACCCCCUCUCACCCUCCAGGAACAAAGAGUGGACUAAGUUUGUGGACUCCCCGACCAGCACACUCUCCUCGCCGGGACUGAAGCCUGUCAACUUCGACUUCCAGAAAUCAGUGUUGGAACAGGAUCCCAAAAUCCUUCACCCCAAGGCUGUGCGACUCACCCCAGAGUCAAAAAGGCUUGAGGUGGCAGACGUGGAGGGCCCAGCAUCCUUCAGCCCUGAGUCAGCCAUCACCUCUGACCUCACCUCCAGCGCCCCGGCCCCUGCCUCGGGAGACCUGCAACCUGCCCCCUCCACUGCCCCGACCGGCCCUGCAGCGUCCCAGGGCAGCCCCAAGAAGACACAGGAGGGGCAGGACAUCAAGCCCAUACAGAGACCGCUGCCCAGGAAACCCACCGCAGGUUCCACAACAGGAGUGCUACCACCUCCCCCCCAGUCUGCUGUUACCACCCCUCCCGAUGACACAGGGAUGUUUGGCCCCAUCAGCCUGCCCAGCCUGCCCUCAGGACCCCUACCAGCUGGCACAAAGAAGGAAGCACCCCCACCACCCCCACCUCGCCCUGCCCGCACCCACACCCGCUCCUCCUCCCUCGACCUCAAUAAAUUUAGUCGGAGCAGUUUCCUUGGUGCCCCUCCUGCCGUGCCUCCCCGGGCCUCUCCUGGAGCUACAUCCCCCAAGAAGCUGAUCUACCAGAGGAGUGACGGGGACAUUGGAGUGGACGGGGGUGGGGGCGGGGAUGCCAUCUUCCCCCUCGACACCAGGCCACCAAUGGAGCGAGCCAGAACAUCAGCCUUUGAGGUGUACAGGAAGCCACAUCAAGAGUUUGGUUCAGCGUUUGAGCGAGUGAGUGGCCAGCGGGGCGGGGAGGAGGAGGAGAGAUCCCGGCACCUGUCCACUGGAGCGAGACCCAAGGACAAGCGAGAACUCCAAGCCUCCAUUAGGACCACCACAGAGAAGAACACAAUCCUCACCAGGUUAAACUCUGAACUCAAUCAGGAGCUGGCUGAAGUGAUGGAGGAAAGAAUUGCAUUGGAGAUGCAGUUGGAACAGAUGAAGCCCUUCUCGAGUUAGUCCCUAUCUGUGCCAAGCUAUCCAGGGCCUCGUCUUGUCCAGUGAAAGCCUCUCCUCCCUCGCUCUCCUGUGGUACGGCUGAGGGAGAAAGGCAGGUGGAAGGAUGGAAGGAAAGUAGUGGUGGUGAUUGUGGUGCAGUUGUUCAGUCUUUUUCCUCCUCUGACUUGUAUCCUCCUUUUGUUUUUGAAGUCUUGUUUUUGUUUUGUUCCUAAGGUAUCACUGCAGCUCCACGUUUUCUUUGCGUGGUGUUGGCUUUAUGAACUGGUUUUGUUUUCAUCCUCAUCAGUUUUGGUUCAUCUUUUGUUAUUAUCUCAGUUCUCUCUCUUGUUUUUUCUCACACAUUGUUCAUUAUGUUAUUGAACCAUUUCUCUUCAAGCACACUGACAUUAAGUCCUUGUGCUGCUAUCGCCUCCCACUUCUCCAUGGUGUUUUCUUACAUUCCAUCAUCUUCACAUCACUUUAAUCUUUCCUAUUAAGUUUCUGUUGGUGGCAUUUCACUCCCAAUCAGUUUUUUCAUACAUUUUAUUUUAUUUACUUAUUGACUCAAUAUCACGGGCAUUUCAGUGCAUAUUUGACAUUUUAUUAUUUUCUGUGACAUUCAAUUUCCUCGGCAUCCUAUUUUCCUUCUUUCCGAACCAUUCAUGUCGGACACACAGCACAUCAUUAUGCAAAGGAAGAAUGACUUUGUACAUAGCCCAGUGCUUAAGGAGCAGGGCCAUUACCCCUGUACAGACUGCUGGGCAUUGCAUGGUGCCCACAGUAGCUGCUGCCUGACGGAAGCAGGUGAGGAUGGCCAUGCUAUCCUUCUCUGGUGUUUGAGAUCUCAGAGACUUGCUGAUGGACAAUUUUCUGUGAUUACAAAGUCUUGAACAUGUUGUGGAAACCUUUACCAGUGUUGUAGAAGUGAGGAAAGUUUUGUGCUUGGUGCAGAUGCUACUGGGAGUACAAACUUGAGAGUGUGCUAGACUGAGGCUCAGAAAUACUGCAGUUUAAAGAUGGAGCAUUGGCUGAAGUGCUCACAGAUGUCUAGAGGAGGAGUCAGAGUGUGAGUGCAGUAUGUGUCAAGUUUUGUAGAGUGGCUUGCCAGACUCAGAUGAUUUAUGGUGGCUUUUGAUAAUGGCUUUACAGAAUCUGGGCAUUAUCCUAUUGCUCCUAAACAAUUCACAAAAACUAUACCAUAUUGGUACAUGGAUCACCUGAAGGAGUUUGAUGCUUUGUGAAAAAGGUUUGCAUCAGUGUGUGUGUGCGUGUGUGUAAUAGAAAAUGUGUCCUUUGGAAAUUAGAGCAUUGACUUGUUUGGUGGGAAUGCAGAGGUUGGUGUUCUGAGUGCGACUUGAGGCUGUUCUUGUGGGAGAUGUUUGCCCCUCGUGCGUUGACAUUAUAACUGACUUCCACUAUCACUCUUGUUACAGUUAGUGUUUUAUGCUGUAUAUUUAGGGAAUUAUUGUAGGGUGUGAUGGUGAUUCGUUAUUUUGUGAGGAGAUGAUUGUAAGAGAAUAUUGAGUCUGUUGAGUUGAGAAAUGAUCAGAGUUUAUUGUUGAUUUAGUAAGGAGAUAGCAGUGGUAAUAUAUGUUGUUAGUUAAAAGACUGCUGGGAAAAUAUGUAAGAGAAAAACAGCUUACGAAUACAUGUAAUACUGGUGAUAUGUACCCUUUAAGAAUUACUGAAUGAAAUCUCAUCUGAAAUCAUACUUUUAGAAAUGAGCGUUCAUGAAUGUCAUGCAGAAAAUUGUGUACAAAUGAAUGGUAAUGAGAAAGAAAAGUAAAUUAGUUGGUUUUAAAUAAAGGAUAGAGAUCAGUAAUUGAUCAGCAUAUGGAAGGCAAAGAAGACCAAGAGAGAUUUGAAGAUGUAGACUGUCUGUCAUGAGCAAAUCUCACUUAUUGUAGGCAUAGUAAGUAGUAGUUGUAGCAAAAUGAAUGUGAAUUUUUUUAA
This is a messenger RNA of Portunus trituberculatus (swimming crab), 4295 nucleotides long. It is a transcript of the gene Reps, whose product is annotated as ralBP1-associated Eps domain-containing protein 2-like. The transcript has 16 exons. The record is from RefSeq and is a predicted model, not a curated record. NCBI's taxonomy places the organism in Eukaryota, Metazoa, Arthropoda, Malacostraca, Decapoda, Portunidae. Gene Ontology annotation, biological process: endocytosis; endosomal transport. The coding region runs from base 198 to 2363 and encodes 721 amino acids. Gene Ontology annotation, molecular function: protein binding; calcium ion binding. Gene Ontology annotation, cellular component: cytoplasm; plasma membrane.